AACGAAGUGUCAAUAGCGUUAGAUGAAGCGCAGCUAAAUGAUAUUAAACCAAAUAAAAGCAACGAAAUUAUUUUCGCCUAUGAAGAUUUACUGCAUGAUGAAACUCAAAAUGUACGAGGUGAGACAUCAAAGAUGAAUUGGUGGCGAAAUCCUAUUCGCAUUUUCGAUAGCAAAGGUACCACCAAAAUAUAUAGUACCACAUCGGCACCUCAUUCAACCAGGACAACAGUGAUAUUAAAUCGAAGUCCUAGCCAAAAGUACGAGCCGCUUGUAGAGGUAGUUGAUUUGGUGCAGGAAUCAAGUGCGGAACAAGGCACUGACGAUGGUCCGGCGCUAAAACACGAUAAUUCGGAAGAACAGCUCAACAGACGGUAA
Molecule: messenger RNA, 375 nt
Organism: Gongylonema pulchrum
Lineage: Eukaryota; Metazoa; Nematoda; Chromadorea; Rhabditida; Gongylonematidae
Source: the annotation of a GenBank genome assembly